Molecule: messenger RNA, 3876 nt
Organism: Hypomesus transpacificus
Lineage: Eukaryota; Metazoa; Chordata; Actinopteri; Osmeriformes; Osmeridae
Gene: gfra3
Product: GDNF family receptor alpha 3
Exons: 8
Coding region: 448-1827 (459 amino acids)
Biological process (GO): nervous system development
Cellular component (GO): external side of plasma membrane; signaling receptor complex
Molecular function (GO): signaling receptor activity
Source: RefSeq, a predicted model, not a curated record
UCAAACUGUCAUUUAACCCCCUCUUGCGCGGCGAAAGGACGACCGCGUUUAUACAGGCUUUAAGCGGUUGUUUGUCCGUUAUUCUCACAGUCGCAGCAUGUAAACGAACUUGUCACUACCCAGAGAGCCUGGAGAUAAUGGCGUGAUGAUCUUCGAUUUACUUCCGAAGGGUAGCCUUGCCUACUAGCUAAAAUGUAACUAGUUUGAGCGGUCAGUUGCGAAACAACACAAAGGGCACGAGCAGUCCACUGCGCGUUUGACUGUGACUUAUAUGGGGAUUUUUUUUAAGACAGCAGACUUUUUACCAUCACCUAUUUGGCUCGUGAUAGAUCGUGACUCGUCUCCCGGUGGAUGUAACGGAGAGCGGAGGGCUGGUCGGUUUCAGCGGGCGCACUGCGCGGAGACUGGCCAAGUGCGCCAAGUCAAAAUCACCAUCCUCACCAUCCCAUGUCCCGGUGCCUUUUACACCUCAUGAUGGAGUUGUUGACAGAGAUGUUUCUACUCGGAAUGUUAUUGGCCGUAUUCCUUUCAGGUGCGGCACCCUCCCUGCCUAAGACAAACUGUCUGGAGGCAAAGCAGGUCUGCCUGGCUGACCCCCAGUGCGAAGCCUUCUACCAGACCCUGGAGGGAUGUGCGUCUGACCGGGCAGCGUCCUUGCCUGGCAGUGAGGCCCGUCUGGAGUGCCUGGAGGCCCUGGUUGCCCUGCACAGCGACCGACUCCUGCUGGGCUGCAAGUGCCACAGAGGCAUUCGCAAAGAGGAGCACUGCCUCAAGGUCUACUGGAGCCUCCACUUCCUGCAAGAAGAUGAUGAGCAAGAGUCAUCUCCCUACGAGAUUCCGCCUUUCCAGAUGUCUCGCAUGGCCUCCAUAGUGGCAGACACUACCCUCCCCCUGGACGGUCAGAACCAGUGUCUGAAGGCAGCGCAGGACUGCGGCCUGUACGAGAAGUGCGGCGCGCUUCGCUCCGAGUACGUCCUGGCGUGCACCAAGCGCAUUGCGGGCACUGACCACUGCAACCGGCAGAAAUGCCACCGGGCGCUGCGGCGCUUCCUGGAGCGCGUGCCCGAGGAGUACAGCCUGGGCCUGCUCUUCUGCCCCUGCACGGACACGCUGUGCGGCGAGAGGCGCAGGAAAACCAUCGUGCCCUCCUGCUCCUACCAGGAGAGAGACACGCUCCAGCCCAACUGCCUGCACCUGCAGAGCUACUGCCAAAGGGACGAGCUCUGCAGGUCCAGACUGGCUGAUUUCAAGCUCAACUGCCAGCCCUCGGGUCUGUCCCCCUCCGGCUGUGUGCGAGAGAAUGGCGCUGCGUGCCUCAAAUCUUACGCCGGACUCAUCGGCACCUUCAUGACCCCUAACUACGUCACCAACAACAGCAUGGCCGUGUCUCUGUGGUGUGACUGUGACAGUAGUGGCAACCACUUGCAGGACUGCCUGAGGAUACAGCACAUGUUUACCAACAACCCCUGUCUCAGGAACUCCAUCAGUUCCAUGGGUAGCUUUGCCCCUCGCCCUGUGGAGAGCACGCCAGUCAUGCCCCCUCACCUUUCCCCACUGGACCACCAGGAAGAACUCAGCAACAAUGCCCUUCCUGAACUCCACUCUGUAAAGGAGAGCGAGGAAAUGGUGGGUGUGGAGGAAGACGACCAGGAUCAGGAUCAGGAGGAGGAAGGGGGUCAGUUUGACGUGAUCCCCCUGUAUGCUGAGAAGGCCACCGUGGCCAACCUGGGGUCCGGGGCCGGGGGGGCCUCCCUCCUGGCCCCUGGUCCCCUUCACUCCCUGCUGCUGCUCCUUCUGCUGCUCUCUGCCUGCCUGAGCUGGGGCUAGAGGACAAGGGGGGGGGGGACCCCCUUUGAACAGCCAACAGCCCCAAAACGCACACACAGACUCAGAGACAGGCACACAGAGAGAGAAAGGAGAGAGAGAGAGAUCGAAAGGAGGGAGGGUUAUAAACUGAACCUCUCUUAUUCCUUGGCCAUCUCUCCAUGUUCCCUUGCUCCCCCCCCCACACUUUUUCUUCUGAGACGGUCUGUUUUUCCUUGUGUCUUGCAAUGCCAUCCAUACCUCCCCACUUACCCCUGUGAUCACGGAAUGGUUGGGCCCGAUAAAGACUUAUACAUAUUAGACUGGUAUGGGUUUGGACCAACUGUGCAGUAACACUAGGGGAUGUUUAAUGUACAAGUAAUUUAUUGGUGAAUAUAAGUGCCAGAAUACCUUGAGUGUAAUUUGACUUCAGUGCAUCUCACAGCCCUCAACCCAUAUACUUUGACUUUGCAGUGAUGGACAAGGACCCACACACACAUACACAGUUGAUGACACACAGUGAGUGGGCUUGCUAGAUAUCUAAGCUAAUUUGCCAUUUCUACAAAUAAACCAAGCGUAACCGUCCCGUGAAGACGCAUCACGUGUGUGCGUGCCCGUGCUUAAAGAGAUUACGAAGCAAACUGCAGAAAGCUUUUCAUAUUAUCUCAUCUCCCACCUCAUUCUUAGUCUUGUCAGCAGUCAUGCUCACGUGCACACGCACACACACAAACACACACACACAAACACAGACAUGCCGGCCCAUCAUUCGAUCCAGCAGAGGCAAGCGCCUUGGCGCCUUUAUUGCUCUAUCUGUGUCUCUAUCUGCUUUCUUGUGACUCAGCAUAGAUAUGGUAGAAUGACCACAGGGAUAAAUACAAAUAAAACAGUCAUAAUAAAACAAUAUGAGUUAUAAAGUGGAAGGAAAUAAAGUCAAAUGAGUUCUGGUCAGGUGCAAACCCUAGUCUGGGGUUGAUGCUUGCAGGCAGAAAAAGAUGGAGAUGGAGAGACUAAAGGAGAGCGAGAAAGAGAGUGAAACUGAGCGAAGAAGAGAGAGACAGAGAGAGUGAAACUGAGCGAAGGAGAGAGAGAGAAAGAGGAGGAGACAGGCGAUUUUACAAUGUGAGGUCUUUCUCAUAGUGUUUUAGUUGUUUUAGUCAGAGGGCGAUAAUAGGCCGUGCCGUGAACUCUUUAUCUUCCAGUGGACUCGUGGGGGCUGCUAGUGAGAGAGAGGGAGAGAGACAAAGACAGAGAGAGGGAGGAGAACAAAAGCGAAGGAGAGACCCUCCAGCGCAAAUAUACCAUAGAGAAUCGCAGGCUCUCCAUUUUCUGUCUUAUAAAUCUUUUGCUGACACUAAUGUUUUUUUUCCCUGCGUUUCUUGUUCUUUCCUAUUUCGGAGGGAACGUGUAAAAUUAACUUCCGUCCGGAGGGGCUGGAGAUUGUGGUCGGUGGGGGGAGGGGGUUAGUGGUUGGUGGGCGGCAUGGCUACAGUAUGUCUUCAUCUCUCUCUUUCUAUCACAUUCCCAAACAAUCAUAUUGAAACACAAACACACAUACAAAGCUGUCCAUCUAGCCGAGGGAAAACAUCCCUUAAACAAACUAUAUGUCAAUCAUCCCCGACUUCUACACACACACCCCUCCCCCAUUAAUAACACGUUUACCUGCCACCCUGUCCCUCCAUUCUGUGAAACAGCCACUUCAGUGGCAAGGUCAGCUAGUCGACCACAGAACCUCUCCGGAGGUUAAUUGAGAUCAGCGAGGGUAGUGGGUGUUUGAUUGAUGUGGCUGUCGGACCCGCAUUGGGCCUUUUACGAUGCCUGUUGUUAUUUUUUAAUUGUUGUCUCGGCCGUUUGUCGUUGGCUGACAUUUCACUACAGCGAAGGGCCGAACAGAGAGAGAAGAGGGAGAGGAGAGCAGAUACCAAUGAUUUACAUCAAUAUGCCUGAAAUAAAUAAGUCGAGAAGCCAUGCGUUAAAUCAGCUAACACAGAGAGAAUGUGCGAGAGAGAGAUAGAUUGAGGGAGGACUACAAGAAGGAAGGAGAGAGUGGUGGAGAGAGAUAGAUUGUGGGAGGAC